UUUGGGAAAGGGAGUGAGUGAGAAAUAGAAAGGUGGAUCAAAGACUUAGCCAAAAGAAAAAAGAUGGAGGAUCAGAGUGCAGAGAAUGGUAGUAUUAGGUUCCUAGAGAACGCUGGCGUAGAUCAAGAAGAAGAUGGUGAGCUUUUAAAGAGGAUGAUCACAGGCCAUCCUUUGUAUGGGUUGUUGAUUGAGACUCACUUGAAAUGUUUGAAGGUGGCAUUAGGUGAUCAAAUAGGGGAUGUGGGUGAAACAAAUGCAGUAGAUGAUCAGAAAGCCUAUUCCAAGCUCAAGGGAGCAACCACUCCUACUUCGUUGGACCUUGAUCACUUCAUGGAAGUGUACUGCAUGGAACUAAGCAGGCUUAAAGAAGGCAUGGAACAACCAAUAAAGGAAGCAGCAUCUUUCAUCAAUGCCAUGAACAUUGAACUCAAGGAGCUUAGUGGCCCAAAUAAUGCAUACCCAGCCGAUCUCCUAUGCACUAAGAAAUAAGAUAUAACCCAUAGGCCAAAUUUGGUAGGCAGUAAUCAGUUGGCUAUCUCCAAAGGAUCAGAUAAUCAAUAUCUCCUACAAACAAUUUAUGUGGUUAGAGCUCUUUGUUUGGUAAUUAGCUACCUUUUAUUGUUAGUUGUUUUAUAUAAGAACCUGUUA
Messenger RNA from Quercus robur (English oak), 648 nucleotides. RefSeq names its product homeobox protein knotted-1-like 1. Gene Ontology annotation, cellular component: nucleus. The transcript has 3 exons. Gene Ontology annotation, molecular function: DNA binding. NCBI's taxonomy places the organism in Eukaryota, Viridiplantae, Streptophyta, Magnoliopsida, Fagales, Fagaceae. The record is from RefSeq and is a predicted model, not a curated record. The coding region runs from base 64 to 489 and encodes 141 amino acids.